GGAACGACGUGCGCUUGACUCUCUCUUGUCCCUCAGGGUUCUACUUGGGCCUGACUCCUACCACGAUACGCACCUUCCCUGCCAACAGAGCCCUCUUCCCGGCCUAUGGGCUGCGUCGCAGGUCCAUGAUGGAGAAAGCUGGUUACUCUUGGCACUUGAAGAAGGUGUUGCCUGAAACCCCCGAAAAUGAGAUGAACCAAAGUUGCAGUGUUUGAUUAGAUGUGACACAUGUUUAUCUUCUCUGCUGCCCACUGUGAUCAGUCACCUUUUCAAAAUGGUCUUUGAAAUCAAAGCAAGAAGUCAGAGAGUGGAAUACCAAUGGACCUCUGGGCAAAUUCAAGCAGUUCAGCUUAUCUGAUCAGAUGCAACAACAAUGAUGUAAAUGUAUUUUAACAUCACCAUAUUUCACCUGGGGUAAAGUUGUUUUCCUGGGGUAAACUUUUAAUAUUUUAAAAACUUUUCUGUUAGCUGAAGUAAAUUUGUAUUGCUCUGCCUCGCCACAAGAGGGCCACGUUCACUCUAAACUGCUGCAUCUGCAGUUAGCAGAAAAGACAAUGUUUCAAAACAUGAGAGUUAAAAUCACUUAGAAGCCAAAAGGAACUGCAUUUUUUGCCAAGUGUACAUUUGAGUGUGUGCAGUCUGUAAUGGCGGAGAAAAAAGAGUAUAAGUACAUUUAUUCAGUUUGGAAAUCAUUUUGAAAAAAAAAUGCAAACUGCUAGGAAUUGUCUUCGGUGGUGUAAUAAACAGAUCUUGAAACCAUCAAAAUAAUUUUUACUAAAUUACAAAAUAAACCCCUUGUGUGUAGUGUUGUAAACAAAUACCCCUGGAUUCACCUUGUACUGUAAGCUGGCUGUCAUGUGACCACGUAUCACGUGACAAUCAAUAAAAGGGACCCUGAGUUAAUAAUGAUGGCAACCGGGCGGCUCCCAUAUCAGUUGUUAGGGCUCCAGAGCUCAAACACACCCAGCGCUGGGCAGCUCCUCAUCACAGAAAGGACUUGGCUCUCAGAGACAAGCCCGUGAUUACGUCUCUUUUGUGCCUGCGCCAGCUCUCAGGUUUCACAAUCUGGAUGCAGGUUAUUGUUUAUUCAUCCUUUGCACGCAACAGGUGUCAGACUCCUGGAAGUGAAUGUGAGAUUACAAUGGAGGUUGUAGGUGAAUUUAAAAGCAUUAAAUACAGAGGCCACACAGCCUCUGUUGGCCCCCUGUAGGUGAGUACAGGAGCAUCACAGCGAGUGGGAGUUUAUGUGUCAGGCGCUGAGGGAAAAGAGUUAGGCCGCACCCCACGGGGGAGGAAGGACAAAUAAGUGCGGCACUGCUUCACUCGCUCCAUCACACCAAACAGAAUACUAGUUCGCUGAUGAACUCAAACACGGCGAGCACGGCCAUGAUGGUUACACAGAGUAAAGCUGAGAUCAACAGCGAGGAGAAUAUCGAAGCUAAAAAUGCAGGGAGACUGGGAUGUUUCGGUUGGCUGUUGGUCCUUUUAUCCAUCCUCUUUGUAACAGCGACCUUCCCAAUCACACUAUUUAUGUGUGUUAAGAUAGUGAAGGAGUACGAGCGGGCCGUCAUUUUUAGACUUGGCCGGAUCAUUGACCGGAAACCUAAAGGGCCAGGACUUAUGUUUGUUCUGCCUUGUACCGAUACCUUUGUCAAAGUCGAUCUGAGAACUGUGUCCUUUGACAUCCCUCCACAGGAGAUCCUAACGAGAGACUCCGUGACGGUGUCGGUGGACGGCGUGGUGUACUUUCGCAUAAACUGCCCCAUCUCAUCCGUGGCCAAUGUGUCCAACGCACACUCAUCGACGCGGCUGCUGGCUCAAACCACCCUAAGGAAUGCACUUGGUACCAAAAACCUUUCAGAACUGCUAUCUGACAGAGAGGGCAUAUCACUCAGCAUGCAGGAGUCUCUGGAUGAUGCUACAGAUCGGUGGGGUAUUAAGGUGGAACGUGUGGAGAUCAAGGACGUGAAGUUGCCUCACCAGCUGCAGAGAGCCAUGGCGGCAGAGGCGGAGGCUAGUCGGGAAGCCAGAGCGAAGAUCAUUGCUGCAGAAGGAGAGAUGAACGCUUCCAGGUCUCUGAAAGAAGCCUCCCUGAUUAUUGCGGAGUCACCCUCUGCCCUUCAGCUGCGAUACCUGCAGACCCUAAGCAGCAUUGCAGUAGAGAAGAACUCCACCAUCAUCUUUCCUGUGCCCAUAGAUAUAUUGCAGAAUUUUAUGAAGAGGGAAUGAGUGUUAUCAUUGUACAUUGCGUGUACAAUGCACAGACUACUUGUGCAAAGCUUCACUGUAUAAGAUUUCCAUAAUAUACAAUAGAAUAAUUAUCACUUAAAGAAAUAUCAAAAAACAGAACUUUUAGUUCAAUUAUUUUCCUCAUGUUGAUUUAAUACUUAAAUACAAAGUGUAACAUUUACAUUUGCUAAAGUAUCAUCACUGAUCACAAUAUUCUAACCAGUUCGGCUACGGUUGCGGUUUUGGAGAAAUAAAUAAUUAUAUAUAUGAAAUACACAAGGAAAUUAAAACGAAGGACAAUGCACAACAACCUUAUGAAGACAUGCUUUCAUUAAACCCCAUCCAGAGACUAACUUCUGAAAUACAAUCUUUACAGAACAGAAGUCCUGUAAACGUCCACAGGAAAGAUUGAAUGCAAACUGUAAACAAAUCCCUAUUCUUCUAGUGCCAAACAAACAUUCAGUAAAUGAGUGCACCGUCAUGUCCACAGGACACAGAGGCAAUCAGUGCACCCGGGGUACCUGAUGGAGAGAAAUAUCAUUUCCGCCCACAGACAGGCCCACCAAGUCAAACAUAAUCUACUUAAUGUCCCAACACUACAUGCAAAUGAACUACACCCGAGUCCUUGUUUGAGCAGAUUUCCAGAUUUUAUGGAUCUGAGGCUAUAUUUCUUUAAAGUAUUUGUGUAAAUCUGGUGAGGCUCUAUGUUCUUUAAAAUAUGUAUGCACAUUCUAUACAUCCAUAUCAUGUUUUUCAAAGAAUAUAUUGCAAAAUACACUUAAAAAAAGAAAUGUAUGGCAGUUACUUUCCCUUUGUUGACUCACGAUUCUCCUUGACACCUGAGACUAUUCUCUACAAUGAGAAAUAAUCUUUUUUUAUUUCAUAUCUUAAAUCUAUUUAAAAUUUUCAGAUAUAAUUCUACAUUUUUUAUUGUUGCUUUUAACAGAAAUUGUUUCAAAAGUUUCAAAUGGAAAAUACCGGUUUGGACGCCAAUAAUAGAUUAUUUCAUUAUAUUUGCUAUUGUUUCUCUCGUGAAUUUAUAAAACACACAGAAAACCACCAGGUACAAAUUGACAACUAAAUAAAGAUGAAAUGCAACGUAAUGAGCAAAUGUUGGAUUAGCAUGUGUAUGGUUCAUAUGGACUGCAGUGUCUGCAUCAUCAAUAGAGGAUUCUGCGUUGCUGAACUGCAGAAAUCUGACAACUUCAGCACACAAUAAAAAUAUCAGGAAUCAGGAGGAUUAUGUGUUUGAUGUUUUCCUUUUUGGUGGCGUUUUCAGAUCCAGCACGAAAUGACUGAAUUUCCUUAACUCGACUGAAGGGGAGGGGCACCAUCGUACAUAAAAAACAGGAGAUUAGUCAGCAAUGUUUAAUACUAUACUUCAAUAAUGAAUUAUUUCCUGGUACCUAUUGAAUAAAUCCUGGUUAAAACUUCCGUUGCUCCCUCACUGUAGGUAAUCUUACAAUUAAAUUCAUUACCGGAAGACAGAACAUGCUUUAAAGAGACAUACAUUUACAGUUUUUACAAAAUCAUUAAUACUUAACUAUCAUCAAUAGCUAUGCUGUGUCGGCAGUUAGAUGGAUUCAGGAGUUAUUUUGUCUCAACGAUACACUUGAUGUCAACAAUGGUGACCAGCUGUUUCAGGCAAACGCAGCAUGGAUGAUUUAGGUUAUAUGGGUUCAUUCAAACACAUCUGAUGUAUGAAAUACUUCAGCAGGAAAAGUCUAACGUACCAGAAGAAUCCCCACUUUGAGAGUAACUCGCUUUAGGUAGUUUAGUCAUUUUAGUUCAGCUUUCGCCUGUGCCUUGAUAGACGUUGCUGGUGAGAGAAAAUGGACGGCAAAGGCGCUUCUUGUGUUCUCUGUUGCACUCUCUCAUCUCAUCGUGAGCCCUGAAUGAGAAAUUGGUGUAGAUGUGAA
Pungitius pungitius (ninespine stickleback) is the source of this 4148-nucleotide messenger RNA. It is a transcript of the gene stoml3a, whose product is annotated as stomatin (EPB72)-like 3a. Gene Ontology annotation, cellular component: plasma membrane. The transcript has 7 exons. Lineage: Eukaryota; Metazoa; Chordata; Actinopteri; Perciformes; Gasterosteidae. Bases 1360 to 2229 code for a protein of 289 amino acids. The record is from RefSeq and is a predicted model, not a curated record.